This is a messenger RNA of Carya illinoinensis, 1104 nucleotides long. RefSeq lists its product as uncharacterized. Bases 245 to 700 code for a protein of 151 amino acids. NCBI's taxonomy places the organism in Eukaryota, Viridiplantae, Streptophyta, Magnoliopsida, Fagales, Juglandaceae. The transcript has 2 exons. The record is from RefSeq and is a predicted model, not a curated record.
CCGCAUAGCCACCAAUUUAAAUCGGAUGGCGGAAGUGAAAAUCCACCGCACAACUCCAUACAUACAUACCAACAUUUUUACAAGGAUAUAGACACCACCCACAGCUCAGAGUGUAAAUGAUAAGUUUAUGCUCUCUCUCUCUCUCUCUCUCUCUCUAUCUCUCCGAAGUCCGAACAAUCACAAACACUCGUAUUCUCUGAGAGACAGACAAAGUUCAAUGCUAUAACCUGAGCAUUCAGCAUUAAUGGCAAUCACAAGUUCUGAGACUCACUCCGCCGCCACCACCACCUCAAAGAUACCUCCUCCCAUGGAUGUUUUAUCAGUAAAAUGUGACUCGUGCGGGUUCACAGAAGAGUGCACCCCCGCGUACAUUCUUCGCGUCCGCGAAAGGUACCAAGGCCGGUGGAUAUGCGGGCUCUGCGUCGAAGCCGUGAAAGACGAGGUUCUGAGAUCCGACAUGUGCAUCUCCACCGAAGAAGCUCUCAACCGCCACAUCACUUUCUACAAGCAGUUCAGAUCUUCUACUUCUCUCAAAGAAGCUGAGUACCCUAUCUCCGCCAUCGGCAGGCUUCUCCGGCGAAGCUUGGAUUCCCCAGGACCUCUUAGGUCCAGUUCGAGUACCGAUUUGUCUCCAGUUGAUGGGGUUCGGGGUUCUGGUCUUGUUCGGUCCGAAAGUUGUCUCCCUUCUCUAUCCCGUUAAUGGAUUAUGGAAAUUAUAAAGGCAACUUCCAAAUUUCUGGGUUUUCUACUUUUCUUCUUCCUUUUUCUUUUCCCUUCAUACGAUGCUAUCGACUGUCGAGGAUAGGCCGCCUAAAACCAGAGCAAGUAAUCUUUGAUGGUGAAAUGAUCAUGUCAAGGUGCUCUUGGAUUUUCCAUCAAAAUUGAAUUUCUCCAUUGCCCAUUUUGAUAUACAAGAAUUGUCAAGGAGACUGCUCCAAUUUUUAUUUUUAUUUUCUGAGAUAUUAGUUGCAGGAAAAUGGUGGGGUUCAGUUUUCGGUGGCCACUCAAAACACGUCUAGGAUCAAUUUCACUUGUCUUGGCUGUAUCAGUGAAAUGAAAGGUCGUGUAAAGGAGACUUUAAUUCUACAAAGACUUUUACGAGCA